UCUUGUUGAGAUUGAAAUAUUUCACUGACAUCAUCACAGCCCUGCCUGACUCACCACCACCACCCCAUGCAUCUGCUGCUGUAGUAAGCGCAGGGCUAGGUCUGACUGGAAGAGGAGGACUGAUCGGAUCGAGGACAGCUGACGCUACGGAACUAGCUAGCUAGUAGCGAGCGAGCCCAACAGCUAUUCAGCCAACGUUAGACUAAACAAAGGGGAUAUAACGGCUUUAUAAUUUAUAGGUUUAAUAAAUUGUUGAUUAUUUAUUAGACGAGGUAGCUUUACGAAUAUUAGCUGGUCUUUCAACGGGCGUCUUCUUACGUUUCCACGAGUGGUAGAAGGGCUACAGUAGCUUUUCAGUUUCAUAAAUCGGGAGCUCAACUAAUAACGUUAGCUGGAGCAAGCUAAGCCAGCUAGCACUAGCUAGUUUGCUUUACCCGGAGGCCUUAAUUUUGAGGUCUACAAGAGGAAGACAGUCCGACCCACACGCCCAUUGCUGCAAACAAGGGGCUUUCUGCGUCCCUGCGUCUUCAGAAGUUGCCAGUGUGGAGAAAACCGGGCCAAGACGGAUGGACCUCCUCUCCCGGUGAACUGUGAUGGUGACAGCACCACCCGACCCAGCUCCCCCUGCCUCUCCUCUUGGCCAGCCCCCAAGCCCACCUUCUCCCCGCCUCUCCUAGCGUCUGUUCUGCUCCCUUACUGCACCAUGAGUGGCGUCCCGCCCCGGACUGUGAUGCCACGCACCCAGCAGAGCUCUAAAUGAUAUGAUAGUAGUCGCCUGGAUAGCCUUCUGUGCUAGCAGGAGCCUCGCGCGGGUACUGCUUCUCUCCUGGGAGCACUUUCCCUCGCCACUCUUUUGGGAGAGCCUUGCGAACGCCGCCGCCGUAACUAUGGGCAACAGCUGUGUGUGUCGGGAGGACAGCGACGUAGAGGAGGGGUUGGGUCAGACUCGCGGCCAGACUAGACGAGUCAAUCACAGCACAGUGGGAGAGACCCCCGAGGCCAGGUCCAGCCGGCCCCGAGAACCAGUACGACCCCCCCGCCGGGGCCGGGGGCCCCAUGAACCCAGACGCAAGAAGCAGAACGUGGACGGGCUCGUGCUGGAUACCCUGGCCGUCAUCAGGACUCUGGUUGACAAUGACCAGGAGCCCCCAUACUCCAUGAUCACCCUGCACGAGAUGGCAGAGACGGAUGAUGGUUGGCUGGAAGUGGUGCAGUCUUUGAUCCGCGUGAUUCCAUUGGACGAUCCCCUGGGACCUGCUGUGAUCACUCUACUAUUGGACGAGUGUCCUCUGCCCACCAAGGAUGCAUUGCAGAAGCUGUCUGAGAUGCUGAGCCUGAGCGCCGCGGUGGCGCGUCAGGACGCCGUCAUCCCUGCCAAACACCGCAACACCACCGCCGUCCUGGGCUGCCUGGCUGAGAAGCUGGCUGGGCCGGCUAGCAUAGGCCUGCUCAGCCCUGGAACCCUGGAGUAUCUACUGGAGAGCUUGAGUUCCGAGGCCCAUCCCACAGUCAUGCUGUUUGCACUCAUCGCCUUGGAGAAGUUCUCCCAGACCAGUGAGAACAAGUUGACGGUGUGCGAGUCGUGCAUCAGUGAUCGGCUAGCCGUCCUGGAGACCUGGGCGGAGCACUCGGACUACCUGAAGCGCCAGGUGGGCUUCUGCUCCCAGUGGAGCCUCGACAACCUCUUCCUGAAGGAGGGUCGGCAGUUAACCUACGAGAAGGACCUGAGCAACAUCAAUGCCAUGCUCAACAGCAACGACGUCAGCGAGUACCUCAAGAUCUCCCCCCACGGUCUCGAGGCCCGCUGCGACGCGUCCUCCUUCGAGAGCGUGCGCUGCACCUUCUGCGUGGACUCCGGGGUGUGGUACUACGAGGUCACGGCCAUCACCUCGGGGGUCAUGCAGAUCGGCUGGGCUACGAAGGACAGCAAUGUGUGUUUGCAGGAGGGCUAUGGGAUAGGAGAUGAUGAGUACUCGUGUGCGUACGAUGGCUGCAGGCAGCUCAUCUGGUACAACGCUCGCAGUAAACCACACUCACACCCCUGCUGGAAGGAGGGAGACACUAUAGGCUUCCUGCGUAAGAAGCAGAUGAUAUUCUAUCUGAACGGACACCAGCUGCCCCCAGAGAAGCAGGUGUUCUCCUCAGCCACAUCUGGCUUUGCGGCAGCUAGCUUCAUGUCCUACCAGCAGUGUGAGUUUAACUUUGGGGCCAAGCCCUUCCGCCACCCACCCUCCGUCAAGUUCAGCACCUUCAACGACUUUGCCUCUCUAGCCUCGGACGAGAGAAUCAUCCUGCCAAGACACCGGCGUCUGGCCUUGCUGAAGCAGGUGAGCAUCCGGGACAACUGCUGCACGCUGUGCUGUGAUCUGAUGGCUGACACAGAGCUGAGGCCCUGCGGACACAGUGGGAUGUGUAUGGAGUGUGCCUUACAGCUGGAGACAUGCCCGCUCUGUCGCCAGGACAUCCAGACUCGCGUCAGACUCAUUUCACACGUGUCCUGACACACCACCUCCACCAAUCAGGACACAGAGACCCCCCCCCCUUCUCCCAACAUCAUCUAUCAUCUAGCGCCCUUCCCACCCCGUGAUCACCCUGACCAAUAGGACUGUGAGGCAGAGCCAGGACUUUUAACGUUGGGACCAUGGGCUGGGCAUGAAGAAAGGAAGGGGUGAGGGAGGAUGGAAGAGCAGUGGACUCAACAUUCAGGGGAGAUGGGAGAGAGAGGGAGGGAGGGUGGGAGGACAGGAUGCUGGUGGAGUAUGGAAAAGGAACCAUGUAGUUGGCAGCCUUCAGGAGGCACAAACCCCUACACACACACACACCUCUAGAUCCAGAGAGGACCUCCAGCCUCCCAGAAGCAGGAUGGCGGAUCAUGUCCUGCAGGAUCCUCUGUCUGUCCUCUGGUCCUGUCAGCUUAGAACUCUGACAUUUCUCUGUGAUUCUUCUGUUUUAUUCUGACCCCAUGUCAAAGGCACAACCACCACCGAUAGGCCAACCGACUCUUCCCUUUGCUUGAAUCGUUCGGUUUGAUUGAAUGAAUAUUGUGUUUGAAGAGCAGGCAAAAUUAAUUAUAAAAAAAAAAAAACAGUGAUUUAAAAGUAUUGUUUGUGUACAAUUAAAAUCCACUAGAACUAUUUGGGAAUCAAUUAAAUUAAAUCAAAUCAUGAAUAUUGUCUUGGAAAGUUGGGUUAUUUAAAUGAUCUGAGAAUGCACAAUGUUGUGAAGAAUUCACGACUAGUUUGGAGCUCAGAAAGUAUGGGGAUCAGGAAGAGUCUGCUCUCAGGUCCUUCCUGUCUGAAUGGGUGUGUGAAGAGCCACCAUUGGCAGACCAAGCCUGGCUGGAAAGAACUGCAAGACUGAAAAAGAUAAACUAGAAUAAGUUGUAUUUAUACAUCUUUAAAAGAAUAGCCCCAGGGUUCCCAAAGAUGUGAUUUACUGAAGAAUCAUUGUUUUCUGGAUUGUGAUAUUUGUAAUAAAUAUAUGUCAACGUGA
Messenger RNA from Osmerus eperlanus (European smelt), 3492 nucleotides. RefSeq names its product ring finger and SPRY domain containing 1 (gene rspry1). The record is from RefSeq and is a predicted model, not a curated record. NCBI's taxonomy places the organism in Eukaryota, Metazoa, Chordata, Actinopteri, Osmeriformes, Osmeridae. Gene Ontology annotation, cellular component: cytoplasm. Gene Ontology annotation, molecular function: ubiquitin-protein transferase activity; protein binding.